GUACAGAUACCCCAGGUGAGCUAUGCCUCCACGGCUCCAGAGCUGAGCGACAACACCCGCUACGACUUCUUCUCCCGUGUGGUGCCUCCAGACACGUAUCAGGCCCAGGCCAUGGUGGACAUUGUUAAGGCCAUGCGCUGGAACUAUGUCUCCACUGUGGCCUCAGAGGGAAACUACGGAGAAAGCGGCGUUGAAGCUUUCAUUCAGAAGUCUCGGGAGGAUGGUGGCGUGUGCAUCUCACAGUCAGUCAAGAUUCCCCGGGAACCCAAACAGGGAGAGUUUAACACGAUCAUCCAAAGACUUGGGGAAAAUCCAAAUGCAAGAGUCGUCAUUCUUUUCGCCAACGAAGACGACAUCAGGCGUCUACUCCAUGCAGCAAGAAAGGCCAACCAGACGGGUCAUUUUAUCUGGGUGGGUUCAGACAGCUGGGGCUCAAAGAUCUCUCCGGUUGUGCACCAGGAGGAGAUGGCGGAGGGAGCAGUCACCAUCUUGCCAAAGCGACAGUCCAUCAAAGGGUUUGAUAGGUACUUCAUCAGCCGAACGCUGGAAAACAACAGAAGGAAUAUCUGGUUUGCUGAGUUCUGGGAGAACAACUUCAACUGCAAACUCAGCCGUCACGCGGUGAAGAAAGGGUCCGGGCUCAAAAAGUGCACAAAUCAGGAGCGGAUAGGAAAGGACUCCCAUUAUGAGCAAGAAGGAAAGGUGCAGUUUGUUAUAGAUGCAGUGUAUUCAAUGGCUCACGCCUUGCACAACAUGCACAAAGAGCUCUGCCCUGGGAAGGUGGGUCUCUGCGCUAGAAUGGAUCCCAUCAACGGCACCCACCUCCUCAAGCAUAUUCGACGGCUAAAGUUCUCAGGCAUUGCUGGCAACCCAGUGCUCUUCAAUGAAAACGGAGACGCCCCAGGACGCUACGAUAUCUACCAAUACCAGAUCAGAAACCGAACGGCAGAAUAUAAAGUCAUUGGUAACUGGACGGACCAGCUGCAUCUGACUGUGCGUUCGAUGCAGUGGCCAGGCGGAGUCCGGCAGAUCCCGUCCUCCAUCUGCAGUCAGCCCUGUCAGCCAGGCGAGCGCAAGAAGAUAGUGAAGGGCAUCCCUUGCUGCUGGCAUUGCGAGCGCUGUGACGGCUAUCAGUACCAGGCCGACACCUACACGUGUAAAAUGUGCCGCUUCGACUUGCGUCCCAACGAGAAUCACACGGGCUGCGUUCCAAUCCCCAUUGUUAAGCUGGAGUGGAGCUCCCCCUGGGCUGUCAUCCCUGUGCUCAUCGCCGUCCUUGGCAUCAUGGCCACUUUGUUUGUGGUGGUCACCUUCAUCCGUUACAAUGAUACUCCGAUUGUGAAGGCGUCGGGCAGGGAGCUGAGCUACGUGCUGCUGACUGGAAUCUUUCUCUGUUACGCCACGACGUUCCUGAUGAUCUCCACCCCCGACGUGGGAAUCUGCUCCCUGCGCCGGAUCUUCCUGGGCCUCGGGAUGAGCAUCAGCUACGCAGCUCUGCUCACCAAAACCAAUCGCAUUUACCGCAUCUUCGAGCAGGGCACCAUGUCUGUGAGCGCACCCAGGUUCAUUUCUCCAGCCUCUCAGCUCGUCAUCACGUUCACGCUGGCCUCAGUGCAGCUGCUCGGGGUGUGCAUCUGGUUCGGCAUGGACCCCUCCAAGGCCAUUAUUGACUAUGAAGACCAGAGGACAUCUAACCCGACGCUGGCUCGUGGCGUGCUCAAGUGUGACAUCUCUGACCUUUCCCUCAUCUGCCUGCUGGGCUACAGCAUGUUGCUCAUGGUCACCUGUACAGUCUACGCCAUCAAAACGAGAGGCGUGCCGGAGACGUUCAAUGAGGCCAAGCCCAUUGGUUUCACCAUGUACACCACCUGCAUUAUUUGGCUUGCAUUCAUCCCCAUCUUCUUUGGCACUUCACAAUCCACAGAAAAGCCUUCUCCACAAAGCAAACCUACAUCAGCUACAGCAACCAUGCAAUCUAAGGUACAAAGGUUCUUAUCUCAAUUCAAGAUUUCCACCCCAGCGGAGAGAAAAAAAAAUACACGCAGUGGAAUUUCACAGCUGAAAAAAGAAGUGUCAUUGUGCAGGGGGAGAUCACACAAGCAAUGCCCAAAGACAUGACACGCUGAGGAGAAACCACAAAGAGGGGCGGAGAUGGACAAAAGAGGCGAGGGGAACAGAUAACUGUACAAUUUUAAGGCUCCAUCUUCUGUCAACCAACAAGAGUACACACACUGAAAAAAAAUAAAAUAAAAUACUUGCACGGCAGAGGUCUGGAGUCUGAAGGAUGGAGCUUUUCUUUAGAGUGUUUACAUUUCAGCUAUGCCGUCUCUCAAAGAUUUCUGUCAUCUCACGCAUUGCUGACUGGAACUGAAUCUCAAUCAAGAAUUGUGUUAUCUUCAAGUACUUUAAAGGCAUUGCGAGGGAUUAAUCAACACCAAAAAGGCAUGAAGACGUGAUCCAUGGAUUUAUAAAACGAGCUUCUGUUUGUUUGUUUUUAUUCAUUAUACAUUCCAGUCUUAUGACUCAGAUGACUGGAAACAGGGAUCAUCUCAGCAAUGCAACAGAUCGUACCAGACCACACGUGUUUCUCUGUCCUCUUUCAGGGUCCAACUGGGUUAAGAAGGACCACGCUUAUAUAAGAGGAUCGUUUUUGAGCAUGCCAGUUUCAACAUCCUGUAUUGUGUUGUUUACCAAAUAAAAUAAGGAGAAAAAAAAAGAAGAAGAAGAAGAAAAAUACAAUAUCUUUGGAAUGCUUUUAAACUUUGUUGCAGCGUUGUUAAAAAUUGUUUAGGCGCGGGCCUACUGUACGUUCAAAAAUCUGUUCUCAAUUGGUGAAAAGGUCUAGUGAGUGAUUGUUUAUCUGUGCUUAAUUGAGGUCAUGAGUUGUAUUAACAGCUAGCCUAAAAGGCUACCACUGCCCUUCUCAUACUUGUAUGUCCUUUGAAACGGUGGACCGCGGUCAGUGUUUGAGCCCGCGGAGAUCUCACUGUGAGCUGUCAUCCAGGAUGACCCUUCCAUCACUGCCAUCAGCUACCCCCCUGGUAACGUGAGCAAAGUGUAAGGCUGAAGCUUAGCUGUACAGAUCCAUUAGCAGGGGAAUUAAGAUGAAGUGCGCCCUUGUGGGGAUCGUACAGCUCGCCCUGAGGAUGAUAUCCGUAAUGGGCACGCUACAGAGAAAAUUCAUUACUGUACAUGUCCUCUUCAGGCACUCUCGUGAUAAAAGGGAGGGGCGAGGAAGGUGUAAAGCUUUUCGACAAAUGAAAAUCAAAUUGCAAAAGAUAUGCUACAUCUCUAUCAAUCCACCCCGAGCUCGCUGAAUAGAUUAAUAUUUGGCUUUGUGCAGUAUAAAAGCCCUCUGAUGUCUCGGGAGAACGUUGUGGGGUCAUUUGUGUUGUGAAUUCAGUGCCGCUCCUCAUGCCUCCCUCUUUAUUACUUUCAACACCAUUUGUGUUGCAGAAUAAAAUGUGAGUGCUGACCAAAUUAAAUGGCAAGUUAAUGUAUGUUAUUAAAUAGAUUGAUGAUGUCUGCUUUAUGUCCUGACAUAUCCUAAAAUUGAGGAAAUGUACAAAAAAGAUGCAGUGCCUGGCUAUAUGACUAUGUAUUUGUAAAACCUCAAGACAAGUUAAGAAGUGUGUGAAGCAUGUUUAGUUUUUUUAUACAAAAUGUAUUAUUUCUAUUAAAAAUGUUUUAAAAA
Messenger RNA from Fundulus heteroclitus (mummichog), 3694 nucleotides. RefSeq names its product metabotropic glutamate receptor 4. Lineage: Eukaryota; Metazoa; Chordata; Actinopteri; Cyprinodontiformes; Fundulidae. Gene Ontology annotation, biological process: G protein-coupled glutamate receptor signaling pathway; regulation of synaptic transmission, glutamatergic. Gene Ontology annotation, molecular function: adenylate cyclase inhibiting G protein-coupled glutamate receptor activity. Gene Ontology annotation, cellular component: membrane. The record is from RefSeq and is a predicted model, not a curated record.